GGAAAAGCUACCUGGCUUACAUCCUGAGGAAAAAUAUAAACAGGGAAGACGGAAGGAAAUCAGCUGUGUCAUUUUCCUGUUACAACUUCAGACAUUCAGCAAGAUUUGAUUUAGGAAACUGGGCUUUGAAUCCCGAAUAUCAAAAUGUCGCCCCCAAAAGUCAACCUUGCUGGAAAAGAGCCACUGCAGACUGUCAGUGAUGAGCCGCUCCCCGAGAAGGGUGAUGGCCUUGAGUUCCCGGCCGUCAUCAAUGUGGAGACAGAUCGCAGGGUCCAGAGCCACCGCAGGGACUGCAAGAGGCAGCGUGCCAGGCGGAUCAUCUGCGGGAUUUCCCUGGUGAUCAUCGUGGCUGUUGCUGCCCUGGGCACAAUGGCCCUGGUCCACCGUCUGCGAAAACACCACCGCAGGCACAUGUCGUGUCGCUAUGGCAAGGGACGCCUUCCAGAGAACGUGGAUGUGGAUGAAAUGAACAAGCUGAUCAAGGUCCAGCACGACCGUGACGAAGCCUCUCAGGCCAAUGCCAUGGAGAUGCUGCACGAGUACAAUAGGCAAAUGGUGGCCUACAAAGAUGUGGACAAGAAAGUCUGCUACAUUGACCGGCUUGACGAGACUUUUGAGGAAGGCUAUGAGCGCUGGGAGUCUUAUGAGAAGAAUGAUCGCACCGAUAAGCGCACCCUGAAGGUGAUCAGCAAGCCCAUCGAGGUUGAUGUGAUGAGGCAUGUGAUGGACGUUCAUAUCACUGCGCACUGCUCCGACUCUAAGUCUGUUUGGGUGAUGGAGAUUGAGGAGAAAGAGGUGACCUCCGAGAUGGAAGUGAUCUACGUGUGAGGCUGAGACGCUCAACACACUCAGCCAACUUUAUGGUCUUCAGUUUCAGCAAACUCGAAAGAGCAAACUGUUGACUUGCGCUUUUUUUUUGUUGACUUUUUGCUUGUUUUCUUGUGUAGCAUAUAUAUUUAUUUUUGUUGAUCUUUUCGUUGAGAACACAGAAGCUUUACCACACCCUGAGAGAGCAUAUUCUUUGAUAGAAGUGUGUUAUGAAAUCUUGUCUUCAGGUACGCAUUUAAAGAGGAGAAUGAAAUUGUAUAAACAUGGCUUUCGGAUGUCUGCAUGUAUCUCGACAUUCUCAUUGAUUUGGCUGUGCUAAUCUGGUGAUUUUCAAAGUGAUUUAUUGAAAAUUAUGCUUUCGUAAAUUCUUUUGUUUUUCUGCUAAAGUGAUUACAGGAUUUACAAGAAGAGCCUGCUGAGACCACCAUCUCAUAUCAAGAAGUUUCAAAUUUUUGUUUAUUCUUUUUUUACGUCUUGUUCUUGCUUUUAAUUUUUCUUGGGAAUCUCUGAAUUUACAAACAAAACAAAUCAUGAUGUUGGUGUUGCCAGCUGUAGUACUUAACGUAUAUGGGCUAUUUUGAUAGAAAAAUGCGAAACUAAAAAGAUCAUAACAAUUGUUGUUGUACUCAGAACUGGUUGUUUUUUUUUCAUAAUCUCACCUCUGUAGAUGUUUCUAGUGAUGUUCCUGACUUGAGUUGAGUCUUUUGAAAUGCAUGGAGAGUCCUUGGAUUUUAUACUUCUUUUUUAUUCUCUCACUUUUUUAAAAUUACCAAAAACAGUGUGUACAUUUGUAUUGUAUUUGAAAGUGUCUCUGUUUCCCAGAUAUUUAUUUUUGUUUUUACAAGUAUAGUAAUCAUAUACCUUAUAUAACGCUCACAGCAAGUCCAAAAACAUUGCCAUUUUUAGAUAAGGAGAUUUGUUUUUCAAUAGGAUUUCCGAAGGAUCUGCAGCUGAUCAUCUACCGUCCAUUGAAUCUCUCGAAUGGGUUACUCUCCCAUUAUCUGAAGUUAAUCAAAAGUAUUUUUUCAACUUAUUGUUAUUGAAAAAAAAGUUUAUAUUUGACAAGCUCUUUGUGAAGAAUAUAUCUGUUGAUAAAAUUCAGCUUCUCUGUACAUUGCUGGGAGUUUUUUAAAAAUCUUUUGACUAGAUCACCUCACACAGUGUGUCUUGUUAACGUACAUAGUAUUAGUUUAUUGUUGAAUACAUUUUUUUUCUUCUACAUAUAUUUUAUCUAACUGGAUUCCUGUACGGUAAUGUUUGUAAAAUCAAAGUCACUAAAGAUAAGCCGGUCGGGCUCCAUUUUGAUAGGGAUAUUGUCAAUAUGUUGUUCCGGGGAUUAGUACAUUUUUUUUUACAACCUGAUAUCAAAAUGAAAACAUUCCAGAAUUUUAUUGUGAUGCAAUACAUUAUUACUUAAAAUGAGACAUUGUAAUCAAGCCGGAAAUUGUUGUGAAUUGCACUAUGCAAAGCCUUUAUUUGAAAAUAAAAGAUAGUAUUCGGUUUACAA
Molecule: messenger RNA, 2335 nt
Organism: Aplysia californica (California sea hare)
Lineage: Eukaryota; Metazoa; Mollusca; Gastropoda; Aplysiida; Aplysiidae
Exons: 6
Coding region: 145-828 (227 amino acids)
Source: RefSeq, a predicted model, not a curated record